AUGAAGCGCGGGCGAGACGACGCGCACGCGGGCGGCGCGGUGGCGAAACGACCGGGGACGGGGACGAAGGAUCAGAGCGAACAGGCGCGAAAGCAAGAGGCGCUGACGUACCUGAAGGAGCUCAAGGAGCGGUUGCGGGACAAGAAACACACGUAUGAUGAGUUUUUGGAGAUCAUGAAGGAGUUCAAGGCGCAGAGACUGGACACUGAGGGGGUGAUCAAGCGCGUGAAGACGAUCUUCGCGGGACACGUCGAUUUGAUUCUCGGAUUUAACCAGUUUUUGCCUCGAGGACACGAGAUUCGUCGCGAGGACAUGGAGCGAGAGGCUGAGGAGGCGCGCGCCCGGGCGCAGGGCGGGGGCAAGCCGCAGGUUGAAUUCGUGCAUGCGAUCUCGUACGUGAAUAAGAUCAAGUCGAGAUUCGCCAACGACGAACGCGUGUACAAGAAUUUCUUGGAGAUUUUGAACAUGUACAGGAAAAACUUGAAGACGAUCUCUCAGGUAUACGACGAGGUGGCGCAGCUGUUUCACGCGCAUCCGGAUCUUUUGGAGGAGUUUACCUACUUCUUACCGGACUCGACGCAACCAGCGGCGGGAAAGAAAGGGCGUGGUGCUCGAGGGGCGAUACGCGGACGACGUGGGGCGCCGCCGGAGACCCCGGAGGAGGCGGAGGCUCGUCGAGCCGCGGCGGCGCUCGCAAAGGAGCUCGCCUUCUUCGAAAAGGCCAAGGCAAGAUUGCGCAACCGCGACGCUUACAACGAGUUCAUCAAGAUCUUGAACAUCUUCAACCUCGGUAUUAUCUCAAAGAUGGAGAUGUCCACGCUCGCAUUCGAUAUUCUCGGCAAGUUCCCCGAGCUCCAGUCAGGUUUCAGCGACUUCGUGGCUCGCUGCGAAGCACUCGAUUUCGAUCCGUCCAUGGCCAAGAAGCCUCCAGAGAAGCUCUCGCCGAAGGAUUUGCAGUUGAUGAAGGUGGUGCAAGAGCGCGAAAAGUUUGUUUCGAAGCCCAUUUCGGAGUUGGAUCUCUCAAGCUGUGAGAGAUGCGGACCGUCUUACAGACUUUUGCCGAAGAACUUUCCGCCCGCACCUGCAUCCACGCGGUCGCAACUGUGCAAGGAUGUUCUCAACGACAACUGGGUGGCGGUGACUUCUGGUUCGGAAGAUUACUCAUUCAAAGCGAUGCGCAAGAACCAAUAUGAGGAGGCGUUGUUCCGCUGCGAGGAUGAUCGAUUCGAGAUCGACAUGGUUCUUGAGACAACGAGAUCUUGCAUAGACAGGUUGCAGCAGUACGAGGAGGAGCUCAAGGCGAUGCCAGAGGAAGCGCGCGAGAACGCCGUCAUGCCAGAGGGCUACCUCGGAGCGGUUAGCAUGCGUGCCAUCGUCCGGAUUUACGGUGAACGCGGCGAUGAAAUGGGAUAUCUUGUGAAGACUGCGCCUCAGGCGACCAUUCCGGUUGUCUUGAAGCGCCUCAAUCAAAAGAUGGAAGAGUGGCGCCAGCUCAAAUCGGAGAUGCUACCGAUUUGGGACGACGUGUACCUGAAGAACUACGCCAAGUCGCUCGAUCACCAAUCCUUCUACUUCAAGCAAAUGGAUAAGAAGAGCCUCUCUGCCAAGGGUAUGAGUCAAGAGAUCAAAGAAAUCAACGACAAGAAAAAGUCAUCUGACGACGUCAUCGGCAAGGGCAUGCCCCCCAUUGACGAGUCUCCCGAUCUCACAAUCGACUACUCCGACGCCCGCGUGCACGACGACGUUUACGCCGUAAUUAAGUUUAGCACUAACGAAAUGCUCAGCGUCGACCAAGGUGAGCGUGUUCUUCAGCUUUACCGCAACUUUGUCGAGUCGUUCUUCAACGUCAACCGCACACACGCAGAUGACUUCAAGGACAACGCCGCCGAGUCCGCAGCAAACUUUGUUCGAGGAACUGAAGAGGAGGACGUGAAGAAAGCUCAGGAGAAUAAAGCAAACGCUUCCGACGAUGAAGAGGAGGACGAGGACGAUAAGAUGCGAGUUUCUAGCGCACGCAAGGCACCCAAAACCGAACCAAAGGUGGAGGAAGAAGCGCCGACGACGAGGAGGGAAGAGGAAGAGGAUGAUACAGAAGAGAAAGAAUUCUCUCAGUGCAAACCCGUGAGUGGGAUCACCGAUGAUGCAGAGGUAACGGCCAACAGCACCGCACUGAAGAGCAUGAAGAGGAGCAUUUUUUACGCCAACGAUGUGAUUUAUCACAUGUUUAGACUUCACUCGCACUUGUACGAGCGUAUGUGGACGGCGAGAGAGAGUGCCGCCGCGAUGGCCAAGGCGAGCAAACCGGCUAGAAAGCAAGCCGAUAUUCACGGCGAGUUCCUCAAACUCCUUUUCCAUUUACUGAACGGCACCACAGAGUCAGGCAAGUUCGAGGAUGACUGUCGGACGCUGUUGGGUUCAAAGUCGUAUCUACUCUUCACAUUAGACAAGCUCAUUUACAAGGUCAUCAAGCAAGUGCAGCUCGUCAUUCAAGAGGAACCGAGCAGUAAGCUUCUGCACUUGCACGAUUAUGAAUUGGCUCGCGACGCCGCUUUCAACGAAGGGAUCUAUCGUGCGAACGCGUGUGUGCUGCUCCAGGAGGAUCCGUGUUACCGCCUGGCGUCUUCCAACGACGGCAAGAAGCUGUUCAUUCGACUCGUUGAGGUGGGUCCUGAGCGACCCGAUUUGCCCACCGGUACUAUGGAUGCGCGAUUUGCAUCUCAUUUGCAGACGUUCCUCACUACUCCCGCGGGUGAUGAUAUUCCAGAGGAAGCUGAACUCGAAGAUGAGGACGAACGCACCGGUGUGUACUUAGGCCGAUCCAAGGAGCGGGCCGGUUUCACUGACCUGAACUCGGCACUGGAGAACACGACGGUCUCCAAUUCCUUAGAGUGCAAAGUUAGCUGCAGUACGAGUAAGGUAUCGUACGUGCUCGACACUGAAGACGUCUUGCAUCGCGCUAAGAAGAAGAGUAAGACGAACGGUAAGGCACCGAACAAGAGGAAGUCGCUUCAGGAGAAGAACGAAAAGACGCGCUUGGCAAAGUUUCACGAGUGGGUCAAGGCCAAGGCAACCGACGGGGAAGCGGAGCCGAUGGAAACAGACGUCAAGUCUUGA
Molecule: messenger RNA, 3114 nt
Organism: Ostreococcus tauri
Lineage: Eukaryota; Viridiplantae; Chlorophyta; Mamiellophyceae; Mamiellales; Bathycoccaceae
Product: Paired amphipathic helix
Exons: 2
Coding region: 1-3114 (1037 amino acids)
Biological process (GO): negative regulation of transcription by RNA polymerase II
Cellular component (GO): histone deacetylase complex; chromatin
Molecular function (GO): transcription corepressor activity
Source: RefSeq, a predicted model, not a curated record